AGUUUGAGCUCCGUGUGGCACGUUGUAAACUUCCUCCGUAGCUCUGCACCGGCUUCGCGGCGCGCUGAGAGAGGGCUGGUGUGUGGGAGGUCUCCUGUGAGCCACGUACUUUUUUCUGCCUCCUGACACAUCCUCCCACCCCGGUCAAGGAUUUGGGGAUGCCAGCGGGGAAGAAGGUGGUCGGGGGUGGCAGCAGCGGUGCUGCCCCCACUGCCCUUGCGGCCUCUGGGCCCAGGCGUUUGGAAACCAACGAAGGGGCGUCAGCCCAGAGAGAUGAUGAGCCAGAGGAGGAAGGAGAAGAGGACCUGCGAGAUGGAGGCAUCCCCUUCUUUAUCAACCGGGGUGGGCUGCCUGUGGACGAGGCCACCUGGGAAAGGAUGUGGAAGCACGUGGCCAAGAUCCACCCCGAUGGAGAGAAGGUGGCCCAGCGGAUCCGUGGGGCCACGGACCUGCCCAAGAUCCCCAUACCGACUGUGCCUACGUUCCAGCCCUCCACGCCCGUCCCUGAGCGCCUGGAAGCCGUGCAGCGCUACAUCAGGGAGCUGCAGUACAAUCACACAGGGACACAGUUCUUUGAAAUUAAGAAGAGCAGACCUCUGACAGGGCUGAUGGACCUGGCCAAGGAAAUGACCAAAGAGGCUCUGCCAAUCAAAUGCCUGGAAGCCGUGAUCCUGGGAAUUUACCUCACCAACAGCAUGCCCACCCUGGAACGCUUCCCCAUCAGCUUCAAGACCUACUUCUCAGGGAACUACUUCCGCCACAUCGUGCUGGGGGUGAACUUCGGGGGCCGCUACGGGGCCCUGGGCAUGAGCCGGCGCGAGGACCUGAUGUACAAGCCGCCGGCCUUCCGCACGCUCAGCGAGCUCGUGCUGGACUACGAGGCCGCCUACGGGCGCUGCUGGCACGUGCUCAAGAAGGUGAAGCUGGGCCAGUGCGUGUCCCACGACCCGCACAGCGUGGAGCAGAUCGAGUGGAAGCACUCGGUCCUGGACGUGGAGAAGCUGGGCCGAGAGGACUUCCGGAAGGAGCUGGAGCGGCACGCCCGCGACAUGCGCCUCAAGAUUGGCAAAGGGACUGGCCCUCCCUCCCCCACCAAGGACCGGAAGAAGGAUGUGUCCUCCCCACAGCGGAGCCAGUCCAGCCCCCACCGCAGGAACAGUCGCAGCGAAAGGCGGCCUUCGGGUGAGAAGAAGCCUUCUGAGUCCAAAGCCAUGCCAGACCUCAACGGGUACCAGAUCCGGGUGUGAGGCGGGUGGCAGCGCCCCGGCCUCGCCACCUCUGGAGGCCAGGAUCCAUCUGCCAGAAUCAGCCUCGCUCGCUCGUGGGGAGGGAGGGGCAGGUGACGGGGCAGGGCUGGGGCAGCAGGAAGAGCGUGUCCGAGCUCAGCUAGCCAAGCUGCUGCCCCUCCUGCUGGGCCAAGCCUCCUAACUUUGGGCUGAGAGGCAGUUAGUAUUGUAUUUGGAGUUUUUAACUCAACAACUGAAGUUUAAGGUAUUUGGGAAAAACUUAAAACGAAUGGAUCUGCCAGUGGCUAGAAGGCCAGUGCUUAAGAGAUCGAAGUGCCACGGGGCUGAGCAAGGAGGGGUUACCGGCUCUGCUGGUGCCCCUGCUCCUGGCAUCUCUCCGGGAUUUAGGUCCAUCCUAUCUGUGGAAACCUCCCAGCCCCACUGGUCCUGUGGCAGGCCGGGGGGCAGGGGGUGGAGGUGUUUCUCCAGUCUGCCUGCCCUGGCAGAAUCUUGACCCAGGGAAACGGAAGCAGGGUAGGAAUCAUACUGGGAAAGGUAUGUGUGGCCCAUAUCUAGAGCUUGGUACAGGCCACAUCUGCCCCAAGUGUGGGAGCCCCCUGGCCCAGGAGAGCCCCCUGCACAGUGCUGUGUGCGCUGACACUGCCUACUGGCACAG
Molecule: messenger RNA, 1902 nt
Organism: Ceratotherium simum simum (southern white rhinoceros)
Lineage: Eukaryota; Metazoa; Chordata; Mammalia; Perissodactyla; Rhinocerotidae
Source: RefSeq, a predicted model, not a curated record